UGUUAAAAUCGAAUGAUGGUAUCGCAGUAAAACUGAUUCUAUCAGCAAUUUUGAGGCAAGACCUAGCAAUCCGGCGUUGGAUCGCAACGUUCGUAUGUCUCUCAAGGAUCACUCUCCGGCAUAAAGUCCGCAUUGUUCCCUUCUCGCUGCAGCUCACUAUCCAUUCAGCAGCCGACGAGCAUACAGCAUCAUGUCGUCGCAACCCCGUCCCGAACUCCUUGGUCUUGCACCAGAACUAGUCCAGAAUGUGAUUAAGCAAGUCGGUGACAAAGGAGACUUGACCAACGUGCGACUGUCUUGCAAGACAUUGAAUAAGCACGCCACGACUGAGCUCUUCAAGGACGUGUUCGUCUCCCCCGAGCAUUCGCAUAUAAGCUCCUGGAACUCCAUCAGCCAGCAUGACGUUCUCAGGCAUGUACCCCGCCACGCAAUUAUCCAUACGCAGCCAGUCAUUGAAGACCUUGGCCUCGACACGUUCAGAGAGCGCGAGGAAAUUGGCGAGGACUUUGAGGAAGCCCUUGCUGCCUUAUCAAGAUUCCCAAACCUCGACUCGGUCGAGAUCGGCUUUACUCCAGAAUGUGUGGGUGCCGACGACCACCUUGACACGGAGUUGGCGGAGAGUAAAACACAGCGCGAAGAUAUGUUGAAGCUCAUCUUUCAGGCCAUCAGAGACAGGGCCGAAGACGGGAAGAACAGGAAGAUCCGUAAGAUGACCAUCAUCAACUUACAGAACUACCCCCUCCCGAAUUUCUCCUCUUCCGAUCUCUUCCGCGACGUCAUGAGCCAGCUGGAAGAGCUGCAUAUAUCUAUGACCCAGGAGUUCAACGAGCAUGGACCCGACCACGACUACACCAAAAUCGAGCUGCAAACCUUCCCGGCGUACCUCUGCUCCGACUGGCUGGCACCCAUCUCCACCCAUCUGAAGGCAUUGUCUGUUUAUCACCAAACGGACAAUUGGGGCCCCUUCCCUGGCUACUUUGACCCUAGCGGUAUCUCCUUUCCGAAGCUCGAGACACUGGCUCUGGGCUACUACACGCUUGCGCACGACAACGACAUCGACUGGAUUCUUGCUAUCAAAUCGUUACGAAAACUCAUCCUGCAAAAGUGCAUGAUUGCCUCCUGGAUCAAAAUCGAUGCCAACAACCUGGCUACGUGGAAGCCCCGGACGCGCGAUUGGACCAAGAUGCCCGACCAAUAUGGAGGCAGCUGGUGCGAGGGUUUCGUGUACGAUGGGAAGUGGAGCCAGAAUCUGGACCGAAUUGCGAGCGACUUGCCAAAUCUAGUCGACUUCCGAUUCGAUACUAUUUCGGGAUGGGGAGACGAGGCUACGUACGGGGUAGAAUACCGCGACCGCUGUGGCAUUAGGAUUUCACCCCAAAGAUAUGUCAGCUUUGAUAAUGGGAUCUUGCCGACUCACUGGGUUGAGGCGGAUGAUGCUGGCGAGAUAGAGGGCUGGAUCGAAGAGCUGGAGGACGACUUGAUAACCAACAAGCACGACGAUAACUUCGAGGCUGACCAGAAGAGUCUGGAUGCGCUGUUGGAAAAGCUGAAGUCAAGGAAGUCAAUGGGCCAAUCUGGAGCUACCUAGUAUCCGAUGAUGUCUGGUGUAUGGUGUUGCAAAAGGCGGAUCAUUCGACGGAUGAUUGAAUCUUGCUCGGGACCACUGUCUGCAAGAGGAGGUUGUGCGACCGUUCCGUACGGCCUAUACUCUGUCAUAGGCGAUAGAUAAGUGCUAACCUCAAAAUUUCCCGUCGUUUGUACAUCUUGAGAUAUCUUGCGGCCGC
Paraphaeosphaeria sporulosa is the source of this 1784-nucleotide messenger RNA. RefSeq lists its product as uncharacterized. The transcript has 2 exons. Bases 191 to 1588 code for a protein of 465 amino acids. Lineage: Eukaryota; Fungi; Ascomycota; Dothideomycetes; Pleosporales; Didymosphaeriaceae. The record is from RefSeq and is a predicted model, not a curated record.